GCUUGCGGCGGGCGCGGGGGCGACCGCCGGCUGGGGGUGGGUGACGGAGGGCAGCAGCUGCCGCCGACGCCGCCGUCGCAAGAGGAGCCUCUGGCCGGGGCGGCCGGACCCGCUGCCCGAGGAGGACGGGGCGAGGAGCAGAGUUGCCAUGUCACCCUUCCUGAGGAUUGGGCUGUCCAAUUAUGACAGUGGCCCCUACCUCCCAUCGCAAGGAGACGUGAUCGAUCCCUAUUGCGCCGUGAUAGUGAAGGAGGCGAUGGAGGCCGAGAAAGGCCAAGUGUUUGUCCAGAAGAAGCCGACAAUGUAUCCACCUUGGAACAGCACUUUCGAUGCCCACAUCCACAAGGGCCGGGUCAUGUCCGUUGUGGUGAAGGACAAGACGGCGGAGAUGGUCUCGGAGACCACCGUGGAACUCAACCUUGUUGCUGAAAAAUGCAAGAGAAAUAACGGGAAAAUUGAAAUUUGGCUUGAACUAAAACCCCAAGGAAGGAUGUUAAUGAACGCAAGAUACUUUUUGGAAAGUACCGAUGAUCCAGAGUUUAUCGACUGCGAAAAGGAGGGUUUUUUCUCGCUACAUCAACGGAGGGGAGCCAUUAAGCAAGCGAAGAUUCAUAAUGUCAAGUGCCACGAGUUUACAGCCACUUUCUUUCCCCAGCCCACGUUCUGCUCUGUUUGCCACGAAUUUGUCUGGGGGCUUAACAAGCAAGGCUAUCAGUGCAGACAAUGCAAUGCUGCCAUUCACAAGAAGUGUAUUGACAAAGUCAUCGCAAAGUGUACUGGAUCAGCUAUCAACAGUAGAGAAACCAUGUUCCACAAGGAGAGGUUUAAGAUCGACAUGCCCCAUCGCUUCAAGGUAUACAAUUAUAAAAGCCCCACCUUCUGCGACCAUUGUGGAACACUGCUCUGGGGCCUGGCACGGCAGGGCUUAAAAUGCGAUGCCUGCGCGAUGAACGUCCACCACAAAUGCCAAACCAAGGUGGCGAAUCUUUGCGGCGUGAACCAGAAACUCAUGGCGGAAGCGUUGGCACUCAUUGAGAGCAGGCAACAAGCACGAGGUCUACGUGAUUCAGAGCAGAUUUUACGAGAAGGACCGGUUGACAUCUCCUGCGUGAAGGAGGAGCAGCCAGAAGCCCCAACAGGCAGAAAAGAGCCACAGGGAAUUUUCUGGGAAUCCCCAGCAGACGACAUCCCAGUUUCGGAUUCUCCAGUGGAACUGGAACCGAGGAGAGACAUCCAAGCGGAAUUGCCAAAGUUAACCAUAGAUGACUUUUACCUGCACAGAACACUGGGGAAGGGAAGUUUUGGCAAGGUUUUCCUUGUGGAACUCAAAACCACAAACCAGUUUUUCGCCAUGAAAGCCCUGAAGAAGGAGGUGGUCCUGAUGGAUGACGACGUGGAAUGUACCAUGGUGGAGAAGCGGGUCCUCUCGCUGGCUUGGGAGCACCCAUUUCUCACCCACGUCUUCUGUACUUUCCAAACGAAGGAGAACCUCUUUUUUGUCAUGGAGUACCUCAGCGGCGGAGACCUGAUGUUCCAUAUUCAGAACUGUCACAAAUUUGAAAUGGACCGCGCAAGGUUCUAUGCUGCUGAAAUCAUCUGUGGAUUGCAAUUCCUUCAUUCCAAAGGCAUCAUCUACAGAGACCUCAAGCUUGAUAACGUUCUCCUCGACAAAGAAGGCCACAUCAAGAUUGUUGACUUUGGAAUGUGCAAAGAGAACAUGUUAGGGGAUGCUAAAACCAGCACCUUCUGUGGGACCCCCGAUUAUAUUGCCCCUGAGAUUCUUCUUGGGCAGAAAUACAACAUGGCGGCUGACUGGUGGUCCUUCGGGGUCCUUCUGUAUGAGAUGCUGAUUGGCCAGUCCCCCUUCCAUGGCCAGGAUGAGGAACAGCUUUUCCAGUCCAUCCGCAUGGACAGCCCAUUCUACCCCCGCUGGCUUGACAAGAUUGCAAGGGACCUCUUAGUAAAGCUUUUCGUUCGAGAGCCAGAGAGACGGUUGGGCGUGAGAGGAAACAUCCGGCAACACGGCUUCUUUCAAGAGAUCUGUUGGGAAGCUUUGGAAAGGAAAGAGAUUGACCCACCUUUCAGGCCUGUUGUGAAAUCGCCAGGAGACUGCAGCAACUUCGACAAGGAAUUCCUCAACGAAAACCCCCGACUCUCCUUGGGAGACCGGGCCCUCAUCAACAGCAUGGACCAAAACAUGUUUAGGACUUUUUCGUUUACCAACCCCAUCAUGGAGAAAUUGCUAUCCUGAAGAACGGCCCGCGAAAGAUGCACCUGUCGAAGUCAACCCAGCAAGAGGGAUGUGACUUCCCGCGCUGGCUUGCACCUCUGUCUACAUAUUACCUUCCCUGAGCAAGCAAGUUUUGAGAGGGCAAAAAAUUGUGAGAUCCUUACACGCCGUGUCUUCUUGAUCACUGAGCAAUCAGGAGGACAGAAGCAUCUGCUUAGAGAGGAACUGCACAACUGCACAAACCUUUUUCAAGACAACAACUGUGGAGGUUUUUGACAGGCUGCAUGCUAUAUAUCCUUCUCGGUUAUAAUGUGUUUCUGGUCCCAUAAUUCCAAGAUCAGGCGCUGGGGAAGCCUUUGGCUAACUUUUCUCCAGGAGUUUGCAAAGUAAGCACGCUACAGAUGGUCCUUGACUUACAGCAGUUUGUUUAGUGACCGUUCGAAGUUAUGACAAUAACAAAAAAAAAUGACCAGUUUUCACACAACUAUUGCAGCAUCCCCACGAUCAGAAUUUGGAUGCUUGGCAGCCAGCAUCAAUUUAUGACCGUUGUGGUCUCCCAAGAGUCACGCAAUCAUCUUUUGCAAUGUCAACAGGGAAUUCAGAUUCCUUUAACGACCGUGUUACUAAUUUAAUUUACUAAUUUAAGGACUGCAAUGAUUCACUUAACAACUUUGGCAAGAAAAGGUCACAAAAUAGGAUAAAACACAUUUGACAGCUCUGUAAACCACAAUUGUGGUUGUAAGUCGAGAACUGUCUACAGUCUGUUUUCUUCUGCUGCAUGAGAAGAUUCAGAAUUUCAACAUUUAUGAAAUAUGGUCCUACAGCAGACACUCAAUAGUGUAUAGGGCAGGGGUAGGCAAACUUGGUGCUUUUAUGACUGGUGGACUUCACCUCCCAGAAUUCCUGAGCCAGCCAUGCUGAGAGGAAAGGGAGAGGUUUCCAUGCUUAGCCAUGCUGGCUCAG
This is a messenger RNA of Crotalus tigris (Tiger rattlesnake), 3193 nucleotides long. RefSeq names its product protein kinase C theta (gene PRKCQ). The record is from RefSeq and is a predicted model, not a curated record. Lineage: Eukaryota; Metazoa; Chordata; Lepidosauria; Squamata; Viperidae. Bases 149 to 2251 code for a protein of 700 amino acids. Gene Ontology annotation, molecular function: ATP binding; diacylglycerol-dependent serine/threonine kinase activity. The transcript is spliced from 18 exons. Gene Ontology annotation, biological process: protein phosphorylation.